This is a messenger RNA of Ornithodoros turicata, 1579 nucleotides long. RefSeq names its product hydroxyacid-oxoacid transhydrogenase, mitochondrial-like (gene T3dh). Lineage: Eukaryota; Metazoa; Arthropoda; Arachnida; Ixodida; Argasidae. Gene Ontology annotation, molecular function: alcohol dehydrogenase (NAD+) activity; metal ion binding. The transcript has 13 exons. Gene Ontology annotation, cellular component: mitochondrion. The coding region runs from base 92 to 1501 and encodes 469 amino acids. The record is from RefSeq and is a predicted model, not a curated record.
GAAUUGAGGCGGAGCGCUUCGUUUCUCGCUCUUCGUGUUCAGCUGUGUGCGAGUGAGGCGAAAAUUUUGUAGGAAUAAUCUCAUUUGAGAGAUGGCAAACACUCUGCGAGCAGUGAAUCUUGUCAGCGCAGUAUCAAGAGCAUCAUGCCGCUGUCCAGCACACGCACUGUGCCUUCCAGGUUCCAGAGACACGCACCAUUCUCAUCAUGAGAGCCAACCAAGCACAGACUAUGCCUUUGAAAUGGCAUGCUCCAACAUUCGCUAUGGCCCUGGAGUUACAAAAGAAGUUGGAAUGGACAUGAAAAACUUUGGUGCAACCAAUGUGUGCCUUAUGGUUGAUCCUAACCUUGUCAAUCUUCCACCUGUCAAAGAAACCCUCAACUCCCUUCACAAGCACAAUGUUCAAUACAGCAUGUUCAGUGGAAUUUCUAUAGAACCAACGGAUGAGAGCUUCAGGAAAGCUAUCGACUUUGCCCGCAAAGAUAAGUUUGAUGCCUUUCUGGCAGUCGGGGGAGGUUCCACAAUGGACACGUGCAAAGCAGCCAACCUCUACUCUUCAAACCCACAUCGGGAAUUCCUGGACUUUGUAAAUGCUCCCAUUGGCAAGGGGAUACCAAUACCUUCUAAUCUCAAGCCCCUUGUAGCAGUGCCAACUACUGCUGGGACAGGAAGUGAGACGACUGGAGUAGCGAUCUUCGAUUACAUGCCCCUGAGGGCAAAGACAGGCAUUGCUCACAGGGCUCUGCGGCCUACCCUUGGCAUUGUGGACCCACUCCACAGCCUCCACAUGCCCGAGCGUGUGGCAGCUUACAGUGGAUUCGACGUCCUUUGCCAUGCCCUGGAGUCGUACACAGCCAUUCCGUACCACAAGCGUUCUCCCUGUCCUUCAAAUCCCAUUGAACGCCCAGCUUAUCAGGGCAGCAACCCCAUCAGUGACGUGUGGUCCCUCUACGCCCUGAAAAUUAUCCGCAAAUAUUUCAAAAGAUCUGUAUACGACAAUACUGACGUGGAAGCAAGGUCCCACAUGCACCUUGCGAGUGUUUAUGCCGGCAUAGGAUUCGGAAAUGCUGGUGUGCACCUCUGCCACGGGAUGUCCUACCCUAUUGCGGGCCAGGUGAAAACGUAUUCGGCGGAGCAGUACAUAACUGACCAUCCCAUCAUUCCCCAUGGUCUCUCAGUGGUUAUGACGUCUCCUGCUGUAUUUAGCUUCACGUCUCCAAUGUGCCCGGAGAGGCACAUAGAAGCUGUGGAUGCCCUCGGCGGGGAUACAACUAAUCUGAAGCGUGAGGAUGCCGGCAGGGCGCUGGCAGAUGUUCUGCGUGAAUACAUGCUCAAUAUGAAGGUAGACAAUGGCCUCUCUGCACUCGGCUACAGCGUUUCAGAUAUUCCAUCACUUGUCAAGGGGACACUUCCACAGCAUAGAGUGACAAAACUAUCUCCGAGGCCACAAACUGAAGAGGAUCUUAGCAAACUCUUUGAAGCAUCUAUGACGGUCUAUUAAAUCUGCAGCCUGUUUUUAUGCGGCAACAGCCCGGUGAACUUGUUCUUAGGCAUUAAAUAUGCAAUUUGCAAAUGUUAA